GAAACCGGAAGGGGAGAAGGAGGAGGAAGAGGAGGAGGAGGAGGCGGCGGCGGCUGGAGAGGCUCGGUACCGGUACCGGCGGGGAUGGGGGAAUGAAUCCCUGUGGAGGCAGCGCUGGGAAGGAGCCUCAGAGCAGCUGAGAGAGCCCUGAGAGGAGCUGCUGGAGGAGGGGACACCCCACUAACUGCACCAGCCUCCUGCCCUUACUAACAAAUGUCAACAGCUCGGGAGCAGCCCAUCUUCAGCACCAGGGCCCACGUGUUCCAGAUCGACCCAGCCACCAAGAGGAACUGGAUCCCGGCCAGCAAACACGCCCUGACCGUCUCCUACUUCUACGAUGCCACCCGCAGCGUCUACAGGAUCAUCAGCGUGGGGGGCACCAAGGCCAUCAUCAACAGCACCAUCACCCCCAACAUGACGUUCACCAAGACGUCGCAGAAGUUCGGGCAGUGGGCCGACAGCAGGGCCAACACCGUCUACGGGCUGGGCUUCGCCUCCGAGCAGCACCUGAGCCAGUUUGCAGAGAAGUUCCAGGAGGUGAAGGAAGCCGCUCGUGUGGCCAGGGAGAAAUGCCAGGAUAAAACUGAGCUCACCAACCCUGCCCUGAGCAUCCCUUCCCACCAGGUGCUGCCCAGCCCCAUCAUCAGCUCCAACGGGCCGGGGGAGGACAAACUGUUCCGCAGCCAGAGCGCGGAUGUGGAGAUCAGCACCGAGAAGGAGAGGCUGAAGAAGAUGCUCUCGGAGGGCUCGGUGAGCGAGGUGCAGUGGGAGGCCGAGUUCUUCAGCCUGCAGGACAACAACUCCAAGCUGGUGGCUGCCCUGCACGAGGCCAACGCCAGCGUGGAGCAGUGGAAGCAGCAGCUGGCAGCGUACCAGGAGGAGACAGAGGCACUGAGGCACAGGGUGGCAGAGCUGGAGGCACAGGGGACCCACGAUUCCUCCAGUGAGAACAACAAGGAGGAGCUGAGCCAGACCCUGGAGGAGCUGGAGCUGCUGGUCAAGGCUAAAGAUGAGGAGAUCCAGAUGCUGAAGAGCCAGAGGUGCCGCUGGGAGGCCGAGGGGGAGCGCGAGGAGACGCUGCAGAAGCUGCAGGAGCUGGAGGCCCGGAACGCCGAGCUGGAGCAGCGGCUGCAGCUGGCAGAGCAGAGCCUGGCAGAGAGCCUGGCAGAGAGGGACAGGAUGCACCACGAGGUCACCAAGGUGGCCGAGAUCAUGGACGUGAAGGUCUUCGAGCUCAGCGAGCUCAGGCAGGGCCUGGCCAAGCUGGUGGAGAGCAACUGAGCAGCAGAGAGCCCCUGGAGAGGGGCAGCCGCAGCUGGGGCCGGGCACCGAGAGCUCCCGUGGGCACUGAGAGAUCCUGUGGGCACCAAGAGAUCCUGAGGGCACCGAGAGAUCCUGUGGGCACUGAGAGAUCCUGUGGGCACCAAGAGCUCCUGUGGGCACCGAGAGAUCCCGAGGGCACCAUGAGAUCCUGUGGGCACCAAGAGAUCCUGAGGGCACCAUGAGAUCCCGUG
Onychostruthus taczanowskii (white-rumped snowfinch) is the source of this 1514-nucleotide messenger RNA. RefSeq names its product homer scaffold protein 3 (gene HOMER3). Lineage: Eukaryota; Metazoa; Chordata; Aves; Passeriformes; Passeridae. The transcript is spliced from 10 exons. Gene Ontology annotation, biological process: G protein-coupled glutamate receptor signaling pathway; regulation of store-operated calcium entry. Bases 214 to 1281 code for a protein of 355 amino acids. The record is from RefSeq and is a predicted model, not a curated record. Gene Ontology annotation, molecular function: G protein-coupled glutamate receptor binding. Gene Ontology annotation, cellular component: dendrite; plasma membrane; cytoplasm.